This is a messenger RNA of Cantharellus anzutake, 687 nucleotides long. Its product is annotated as nucleolar protein 12-domain-containing protein. The coding region runs from base 1 to 687 and encodes 228 amino acids. The transcript has 4 exons. The record is from RefSeq and is a predicted model, not a curated record. Gene Ontology annotation, molecular function: RNA binding. Gene Ontology annotation, cellular component: nucleolus. NCBI's taxonomy places the organism in Eukaryota, Fungi, Basidiomycota, Agaricomycetes, Cantharellales, Hydnaceae.
AUGGCACAGCAUCUUGCACGAAGAAGAAAGGCUGGACACGAUCGAGAGAAAAAAGGCGAAACCAAGGAGGUGCUGUUCGAUGAAAGAGCACGAAAGGAUUACCUGACAGGUUUCCAUAAACGAAACCUAGCCAAGAAAGAGGCUAGGGCUGCCAAAAUGAAAGAAAGGCAACGUCAGGAACGACUCGAGUUAAGGCGUGAGAAGCGACGUUCGCUGGCAGAGAGGGCUGUAGCAAAUGCGAAAGCAGUAGAACGUGCCUACGGCAACGACUUGUCAUCAGGUGACGACCAGCCAAAUGAGGAUGAUUCAUCAAGCUCAAGCAAUGAAAACAACGAAGAGCACGAGUACGAGGGGGAGGAGGAACUGGCGACUGUGACUAUCGACCAGGACUUCAACAUUUCCACCGCGGGAGAAUUCGAGUAUCGUCCUCUGGAGGCGGAUUGUCUGGAUGGCGCAUCGACCGACGGAGUGCCAGUCCCCCGGUCUUGCUCCCAACCUAUUUCUAGUCUUCCUUCGGCCCCUUCAGACAAGUCACCCAGAAAGAAAAUUAGAAAGUUCACGUACGAGACGAAAGCUGCGCGAGUCGCUGUUGCAAGAAAGCAGAAAGCGCGUCAGAAAGAAAAGAUGGAACGUGGCCGUAUAAAAAGCAAGUCCGGUAGUCGCAGUCGCUCAAGCCGAUCGAAGUGA